ACUCGCCAGCCGAGUUCACAACCAGGCACGCGCUAGAACAACAAAGGCCAACGUAGAAGUUUUUAAUUUGUUAACUUAAAUAGGAGAUAAUAGCAAUUAGCGAAGAGAAGUAUGUGCACCGGCUCGCCCAGCAGCAAUGGCUCCCAGUCGGAGGAGGGCAGCAGCGCCUCGGAUCCGCAGCCGCAGCAGGAGGAGGCCCAGGAGGCGGAGCAACAGCUGCGAACGCCCACCCACCACGUCCACGCCGUGGUGCCCGCUGCCACAUCGGAGGAGAUCCUGGCCGAGUACGGGAGCAACCUGAAGCUGCUCGAGUGCAACUCCCAGGUGGCCGAGCUGUUGACCAUUCUGCGCGACAAAAACACCACCCGCAGCGACUUCAAGUUCUACGCCGACCGGCUGAUCCGCCUGGUCAUCGAGGAGUCGCUCAACCAGCUGCCCUACACCCACUGCGACGUGGAGACGCCCACGGGAGCCAUUUACGAGGGCCUGAAGUAUCGAUCGGGCAACUGUGGCGUCUCCAUCAUCCGUUCCGGCGAGGCCAUGGAGCAGGGACUGCGCGACUGCUGUCGCUCCAUCCGCAUCGGCAAGAUCCUCGUGGAGUCGGAUGCCAAUACGCACGAGGCUCGAGUGGUCUAUGCCCGCUUCCCCGAUGACAUUGGCAGCCGGCAGGUUCUGCUGAUGUAUCCCAUUAUGUCAACUGGAAACACUGUGCUGCAGGCGGUGAAUGUGCUGCGCGAGCACGGAGUCCCCGAGAGCUGCAUCAUCCUGUCCAAUCUCUUCUGCACACCCAUGGCCGCUCGGACCGUGGUCAAUGCCUUUCCCAAGCUGAAGAUCCUCACCUCAGAGCUGCAUCCCGUGGCGCCCAAUCACUUUGGGCAGAAAUACUUCGGUACAGACUAGGGAUUUGUGGCUGACUGUCAUGCAGACUUGACGACUAAGCGCUGCUUAGGAUAGAUGGCAUUUGAAAAGGACAAACCGGCGACGCCCUGCGGUCUACUAAACUACUUCUUAGCAACUGUUAGCUUUUCACAACUGGCUUUUAAUGCAACUCUCAAAUACGUUACGUUCGUUACGCACUAUUGUAAAUAUAUAGAAAAGAAAUAAAUAUUUAAAACGAU
Molecule: messenger RNA, 1118 nt
Organism: Drosophila takahashii
Lineage: Eukaryota; Metazoa; Arthropoda; Insecta; Diptera; Drosophilidae
Gene: kri
Product: uracil phosphoribosyltransferase krishah
Cellular component (GO): cytoplasm
Molecular function (GO): ribosylnicotinamide kinase activity
Source: RefSeq, a predicted model, not a curated record